UCAACUUUCUGACACCCUAGAACGCACAGAAUAGCCGCUGACGAUCUACCGAAAUUCUGUCCAGGCACCUUGUAUCCUGUUCUGAUCGUCAUUGUGGUGCAAUGGCGUGGCGACGACGCGCAUCAAGAGGAGGGGUAUGAUGCACUCAAGCUCGCGAUUACCCGCAGUACAUACGGUCAGCUUCCCCAGCCUUAUGCGGACAAGUGUCACCUCGUCAGCUGGCAGGCAGCCUGAUCGAACAUUUCUCCCAUCUUCGCCUCUGUUCUAUCAAUUGCUCAACUGAUCAUCCGGCAUGCGCGUCUUACGCACUGACGAUCUCAGCUUCGAGGAGUUUCCCGGCCUUCCGGACAAGGACUACGCCAUCCUAUCGCACGUCUGGGGCAAGCACGAGAUCUCUUACCAGGAUGUCAAAGUUCUAACACAAGCCAAUUCUCCUGGCGUAGCUGGAAAGUAUGCAGCACGCGCGAAAUUGACGGGCUGCAGAGCACAGGCGCGCAAGGACGGCCUCAAAUACCUCUGGAUUGAUACCUGUUGCAUCGACAAGCAUAGCCACUCGGAGUUCAGCGAAGCGAUAAACUCCAUGUUUCAUUGGUACAAGAGUUCGAAGAUCUGCUACGUAUACUUGACCGACGUUUCUGCGAAAGACGAUUUGGAAAAAUCCAAGUGGUUCACGCGAGGCUGGACGCUUCAGGAACUCCUCGCGCCAACCUCUGUGGUCUUUUUCAACAAGCGAUGGGAUCAUCUCGGGGACAAAAUCAAAUUGCAUCAGGAACUCUCUGCUAUUACUCAGAUACCACCCGAUUUUCUUUUGGGGCGAGGUCUCGAGGAUGCGAGUAUCGCCCAGCGUAUGUCCUGGGCUUCAAACAGGACCACAAGCAAGGAAGAAGAUCUAGCAUACUGUCUGUUGGGGAUAUUUGAUGUGCAUAUGCCACUUCUCUAUGGCGAACAACUGACAGCAGCAUUCCGACGACUGCAAAUUGAGAUACUGCAGAUGCAAGAUGAUACGAGUAUCUUCGCCUGGCAAACGCCUUUGCAAACAGACGCAAACCUCUCAGGGGCUAAUACAUACGGACUUCUUGCACCUGGUCCUGCGUCCUUCAAGCAGUCUACCAACGUUAUUCGCGCAGCCCUUCCUGUCGUCUCAGGUUACAAGCAAGGAAUUCGGACCCCGAUUUUGUUUAACAACAAAGGCCUUCAUCUUUCACUGCCAGUGUUGCAAAGAUCGGACAGACGGCUGAUAGCAAUUCUGGGUUGCACUACGGAAGACCAGUCUAGCAAAUGGCUUGCCGUUUGGCUCCAAGACAUAUCCCAAAACGACGGGCGAUACGUUCGCAUCAAUAACAUUCAACAUGUAACUGAUCGCGAAGUACGCUCCGGGGCGUAUUUCCAGGACAUUACUACCGAAACGAGACUUUUUCGGACGCUUUCUGUGAUUCCUAGAUCACGUUGGCAUUCGUCAACGUCCCAGAAUUGACCCAGACUCGGAGGUUCUCCCGCAUGUCGAGUUUUUGUCAGACUGGGAUAAAGACCGCCGUAGUAUCAAGCAGGACCAGGACUCUACAAUCAACUUCACGAUGCAAAGGCCUCCCACGCCAGGAAUGUCGUCAAGUGCGGCCAUAGUCGACGUGGGAAUGUUGGAAUCACAGGCGAUUUUGGGAAGUCGUUCAGUCUUGCAGAGCUUAUGACACAGCAUGGCGGACCGCCUAUACCGAAGCUUACUCCACUGUUGGCAGACAUUAAAGUAACGACGUAUCUCAUACAGCCAAGCCCUGCUGCAGGCAAUGACAACGACAAUGACAGUGACAGUGACAGUGACAGUGACAGUGACAAUGAUAAUGAC
Molecule: messenger RNA, 1840 nt
Organism: Didymella exigua CBS 183.55
Lineage: Eukaryota; Fungi; Ascomycota; Dothideomycetes; Pleosporales; Didymellaceae
Product: HET-domain-containing protein
Exons: 1
Coding region: 293-1474 (393 amino acids)
Source: RefSeq, a predicted model, not a curated record